Aphis gossypii (cotton aphid) is the source of this 2038-nucleotide messenger RNA. RefSeq lists its product as uncharacterized. The record is from RefSeq and is a predicted model, not a curated record. Lineage: Eukaryota; Metazoa; Arthropoda; Insecta; Hemiptera; Aphididae. Gene Ontology annotation, biological process: sensory perception of smell; detection of chemical stimulus involved in sensory perception of smell. Gene Ontology annotation, cellular component: plasma membrane. Gene Ontology annotation, molecular function: odorant binding; olfactory receptor activity. The coding region runs from base 516 to 1832 and encodes 438 amino acids. The transcript has 8 exons.
UUACAAACAUAUUAAAAAUAAAAUAUUAUUUUUUUUUGAUUUAUAUGAGUAUAUGACAAUGUAGACCGUGCUGCUGAUAUAGAUAAUAAACUUUAUCUAUAUAUGUGAUAUUUUAUGUUUUGUUUACAUUCCGUAUGUUGACGUUGUUGGUUGAUUACGGUUUUUAAAAUUUUAUUUCUAUUAUGAAUUAACCAUGUAUUAAUUGUAAUCGUUUUAAAUUAAUAUGAUUCUACGUCGUGUUGAUUCCUUAUGUAACAAUUACAUAUUAACAUCAAGACGAGCCAUUUCUUAAAGAUUUCAUUAUAUGAUAAUAUCUUUUCUCCACGAAAUACCUGGACGAGACAUUUAGCGUCAAACACUGGAUUUUGGUAUGGUCGAUAUUUAAAUAUCGUGAUGGUCCCCUGCCGAAUGCCGCAAGAAACUGCAUGUACUACGGCCGAAAAACAUGUAUGACGUAGCAGGUACCUAUUCUUAAAUCGUUACUUGUUCUGCAUCGGUAUAACUAUUAUUCCGAUAUGGACUUCCGGGAAGAGAAUAAGCACGUUUUCAACAUUUGGUUGGCGAAACGCGUUGGCUUAUACCAAAUGUUCGAUCCCGGAACCGCGAGAUAUCGGGGCAAGAACGUCUACCACAUCGCCUUGACAUUCAUAGUGCUGUACUUGGGCGUCAUCGCGACGAUGAUGAACGUCAGCGGUAUUUACUACUGGAAGGACAACAUGCCCAUAAGCAUAGAUUAUUUUUGGAAAGCGGAAACCUGGCUGUUCGUGUUCUUCAAGAUGUGGAUCGUCGUCUACCGCUCCACCGACAUUUGGGACUGUCUGUCGAUCACCCGGUACGGUUUCACGUCGUUCGGUUACCGGAACACGCGGACGCUGGACCGUUGGCGAGAGCGUUCGGUGCGGUUCACGACCGCGGUUACCGUCAUAUACUUGACGUCGCUGGUCUUUUACAUGGCCGGUUCCCUGGCGUUCCGCGAAGACGUGAUCCUGGUAAAAAACCACGACGGAUCGGUCGGCUACUAUCACCAGAACGUCAUGAAUUUCUAUUUCGCCGUGUCCGACUCGACGUACAACGCGCACUACAAUACGUUUUUCUUCGUCGAGGCGGCGACCGCCGUCUUGCUGACCAUGUUGUUCCUCAUAUUCGAUAUACUUCUGAUCACGAUGUGCUUCGCCACGUGCUGUCAGAUGCAAUUGGUCGGCUGUGAGUUUGAAUCGUUCGGACACGAUAAACCGUUUGGCGACGAUCCUCGUCGGUCCCCGAUUGGCGAGCACGAAUUUUCGGAUUACACAGAUGAAAGAAAAAAUGUAUUUAAGGAACGUGUUUCGAUGUAUUAUGACGAAUUAAAAACAAUUGUAUUGGAUCAUCAAGCAGUUAUAAAGAAAUACGAAAAUCUUUUAUCUUUAUUUGAACUUGCAAUGUUGUUACAAAUUUUUGUCUCGUCAAUUACACUCAUCAUUCUUUGGUUUAUUUUUAUAAUGAGUUUCUCCAACGAUGAUAGAUUUGUAGUUUCAGAUAUUAUAGUAAAAAAAAUGAUUUUCUUAAUUCCUUCACUAUCGUAUCAAAUAUAUAUGGAGUGUUAUUUAUUUGGACUUUUACACAAUCAAAAAGAUUCAGUAAUAUUCGCAUUAUACAGCAGUAAUUGGACCGAAAUGUGUAUGAGGUGUAAAAAAUUGAUAUUAUUAACAAUGGAAAUGAAUAACGCUAACCACAUUAAGUUAAAAUUUACUAGAACGAAAAUUGUAAACUUGGAAAUGUUUUUUAAAACAAUGAGUGAUUGCUAUACAAUAACAUCGGUUUUAAUAAAUCAUAUAAAAACAAAAAAUAAAUAAAUUUUUUUUUUUUUAUUUAGUUAAAUCUUAUUUUGAUUUUGCUUUAGUUGUAAGAUUGCAAACAAAUCUAAAUAAAUUUCUAUAAACCUGGUUAUACGUUAAACUAGUUAUCUAAAUUAAUCAAAACUAAUAAUAUAUUAUUAUUAUUAUUUGCAAUGGAUCAAAUGCACAUUAUUGCAAAUAUAUCAAUUUACGUAUUUGUAUUA